CUUCCGGUUUGUCAGGAGAGCGGAUGCAGCUUCAUGGAAGUGACUGGUGCAUUUAUUUACCUCCGGAGGAAGUACUCACAGACAUUAUCCCAAGUUUGAAAAGAAGAGGAGAAACUGAUACACGGAUUUUGAAUCCCAAUACCCAGGAAGCACAGUUGGAAUUCAGCAUAGUCAUCUGUUGCUUGAAAGACAUUGAACAGGGAACGUCAUUCAUAAGUCACGUGCAACAAUCGCGUGAACUUUGGAUAUCAGGAUCCCUAAAUUGUACAACAUUUAGUUCAACGACCACGUGCAUGAUCGGACAUUGUGCCAAACUUGUAUCCUGAUCGAUAAUUCGUGGAAUAUGUUCUUUAUUCAACACCUGCACGUGAUACUGGCAAUGGUGUUGCCUGGUGGGUAGGAUGAUACCUCGUCACGUUCAACGUCCGGGUUCGACCUACCAAUGUGUGGACACUCAUGGUCUCAUGUCUAAAUGUAUCGGGAAAGUAGAAGACAGGGUGACCUUCAGGUGUCCACAAGGUCACGUUGUAUACCAACCGGUCAUCUUUGUUGGCAAAGGCGAGAGCAACACUUGUGCAUAUCAAGAUGGCGACUGCAGCGGGUUGACCUAUGAACUUAAAAAGCAGAAAAGUAAAUGUUUCUGGCAGGAAAGCUGUUCCUUCAGAUGGCGGGACCAACUGCCGAUAGUGUAUUCGAAGAAUGUCUCAUGCAAGGGCGUCAUACCUAAUUACGUCAACAUGGAAAACCCGGUGUGUGUGCCAGAAGGAAACAUCUACGACAUCUGUUCCCCCCAACGAUUUCAACAACGUGGAUUACGGCGUCAUACGUAGCCAUGUAACGUACCCUUCGACGUAUGACGCACAUCCCAUACGUUGCAGCCUCACACUGCCCCUAAACCUCAACGUCGGCUGGUUGUGACAGUCGAUGCCGUGGACGUUGACGACGGUGAAAACUUGUCAAUACGCAAAAUCGAUAAGGAAAGUGUUGUAGAUGUUGCAGUUGGGAUGGGGACGAAGUUUGAAGCUCAGGGCCACAGUGAAGGUGGAACUGACGUUUAAGGCCAUCACAGGCGGCACGGGAUUUCUUGUCCGAUUUGAAUACAUGCCAGAUGAAUCCGAAACCGAACACAGAAACAGUCGUGAGGUGAAACCCGUCCCCAUAUUUCCGGAGACUCAUUUUCAAGUUUAUGGCUCGGUCGAGGAAUGCAUCACACCCAAGCGAGAACAGAUGAACUUAACAUGUCCUCCCGGUCACGUGAUUUAUAAACCGGAAAUGAAGGUUGGCGUGAGCACAGAUGGGAGAUGUUCGUACCGUCCUGGAGAUUGCCUUGGCAUGACCCACACGUUCCUCACUCAGAAGUAUGUCUGUUAUUGGAAAAACUCCUGUGAGUUUGUGUGGAGGACCGGCGUCCCCAUCACGAUGUCGCGGGCUCUCAGGUGCCUGUCUCUCCCGCCAAAAUACGUCUCCUUCUCAGGGUACAGCUGUAUUGAAGAAGAUAAGGUUGUUGAGCUAUGUGACAAAGAUAGUGUAUUAUUCAACAAAACCCAAGGUGUGAUUAAAAGUCAUGCCAACUACCCCUGGCAUUAUAAUGUGGCAAAAACAUCAUGCCGGAAGAGGAUCCGUGUCCCGAGAAAUGGCAAACUGCGCUUGCGCACUCAAGACAUCGACCUUGACCCUGAUACAAAGGGCGAUAACAUUAAGAUAUAUCAUAUAAAAGGCCACAAGACCCUGAGGAAAACGUUACGAGGAAGUAGUAAGAUGGAUGAAACAUUUGCUGGCGGAUGUGUGGAGAUAGCGUUUCGUGUGGCGCCACAGUCCAAAUCCGGGAGAGGAUUUGUUUUGCAGUUUGAGACGGAUGUUCAAAAUGCAGCUGAGGUGGAUUACGAUGACUGCUCAAAGAAAUCUCACAGGUCUGCAGGCAAGAAAAGGAAGAAAGGAAAACGUGGACGCAAACAAAGAAGACGAGGACAAAAAAAGAGACGUAAAGGAAAGAAUAGCAGAAAAUCUUUUAAAAAGAGGCGAAAUGCUCGAAGGGGGAGGAAAAGGAGUAGGAUGUAAUGUUUACAACAUGCUCCAGAAAAUCAUAUCUUUUACUGCCGUUUGAUACCUUUCUGGGUGAUGAUCUGAUGGCAUUUCAUACGAGGUCGUUUCCAGUGAACUGUGCGAACUUUGACCGCCUAAUCCUUAUGAAGAUUGUGUGGGUUCUAUAACCAAUCAAAUGACAGUUUUUUUAACGGUUUGAUUUGGAAACGUCGAUUUAUACAAAUGAAACUACUCUGAGUUUGGGAAAGAGUGAGUGAGUGAGUUUAGUUUUACGCCGCACUCAGCAAUAUCCCAGCUAUAUGGCGGCGGUCUGUAAAGAAUCGAGUCUGGACCAGACAAUCCA
Molecule: messenger RNA, 2386 nt
Organism: Haliotis rubra (blacklip abalone)
Lineage: Eukaryota; Metazoa; Mollusca; Gastropoda; Lepetellida; Haliotidae
Exons: 9
Coding region: 991-2058 (355 amino acids)
Source: RefSeq, a predicted model, not a curated record